GUGGCGGGUCACUAGUGCAGUCGCCGCCGUGCUCUACACAUCCCGUCACACACGCACCCUGGCCCCUUCCCGUUCGUCUAAACUCCUCCUUGACGACGGCCAACCUGUCACGAACGCCUCAUUAUUACAAGGAUGCUUUUAGGAUUCUGACAACGGGUUGUUGUUUGAGGCACCAGCUGAGGAUUCACUGAGUGAGGGCGAGAAGGACGUAGUUGCCAAGAUGGGCGGAGGGACUCUGAAGGGUGAUAUGGAACGUCGCUCCUCCGUCCUCUCCCUCGACUCCGAGGAUGAAAAUAAGCUGGUGGAGGUGAAGACCGGGUGCUGCGGGCUGGACCCCACCACGGGCAGGGGGAAGCAAAUCCACCUGGCACAGAUGUUGCUACUGCCCUUCGUCCCCAUCAUGGCGCUCAUCAUACAAAAUGGUCUGAAUAUGGUGAAUGUGCUGCAGUACCAGUAUGAGAUGCAGGAGACAAUUGAUCAGGUCCAGAUUAGCACGGGGCUGGGGAAUGUGACGGAGGCUCUUCAGUCGGAACGCGCCGAAAUUGCAUUCUACCUGUUUACCAAUGGUUCAGUUAUAAGACGGAACUUGUCGGAGCACUUCGCCUACACUAAUUCUCUGAUUGACAACCUCAAGUGGCCAAUGUUCCGUAUCGAGGAUCCUCUCUUUAAGAACAAGAUUCUCUUUCGAAUCCGCCUCGACGACUUUAGAGACAAGAUCACUAAGUUCGACACUCCGUCCAUCGAUGCCGGGAUUCGCUUCUACAACAGAGCCAACUACAUCUUCCUCGACCAGUUGACAAGAGAGAUCAAAGAAAAAGACAGCUCAGGGGUGUGGCGGCCGCUGCUGGCCUACAAGAACUUAAUCCGCGCCAUUGAACACCUGGGCAUCUCCAUGGUGUUUGGGGAGGAGUACUUCGGCAGAGGGGACCUCGACCACACAUCUUACCUGAACUUCGUCACCAACGACGCCCUUGGUCAAGAUUUCCUCAACGCAAGUAAAAGUUUUGCCUUCUGGAUUAAGGACAGGUACCUGCAGCUGCAGGAUACAUACCCCUGGUACUCCAACAUCACUCGUCGUCGUCAGGAAAUCGUUAACCGCGUAAAGAUUCAGCCAGACUUUGACAAAGCUACUGAGUACUUCUACGCCAUGCUGGGCUACCUUGAUGCUCUACAGAAGAUCCAGUAUGAGAUCCGAAUUAGGAUUGAAGAGACCAUCCUCUCGGAGGUGACGUCGUCUAACAGUCACGUGGUGGUGGGCAUCGCCAUCCUGGCCGUGGUGCUGCUCAUCUCCCCAGUCAUCAUUGUGCUCGUCAGGAUGGUGACGAGGACCCUUCAGGCAUUUACUGAGACUCUGCAGUACAAGACAUAUGAGCUGCGGUACGAAAAGAAGCGUUCUGACAAGCUGUUGUACCAAAUGUUGCCGCCCACAGUGGCCCAACAGCUGAAGCAGAGGAAGCAGGUGUCUGCCGAGACCUACGAGUCCGUCACCAUCUACUUCUCCGACAUUGUGGGCUUCACCGAGCUGGCCUCAGAGAGCACCCCCAUGCAGGUGAUCUCUUUACUGAAUGCUUUGUACAAGAUGUUCGACUCAAGGAUUGAACUGUACGAGGUGUAUAAGAUAGAGACUAUCGGGGACGCCUACAUGGUGGCGUCUGGUCUGCCCCAGCGUGGAGAGGACCCCAUCAGGGGAUCUACCAACCUGGACCGCCUCAUAUACACCUCCCCAGUCUACAAAAUUAUGAGUCACACGGGUUUAGGUAAGGAUCACGCGGCAGAGAUCGCCUCCAUGGCUCUAGAUCUCCUACACGCCACAGAGAACUUCGUGGUCCCUCACAAGCCCGGCGAGCGUCUUCAGAUCCGAAUUGGUAUCCACACAGGACCUGUGGUGGCGGGGGUGGUAGGCUCCAAGAUGCCCCGCUACACACUCUUCGGAGAAUCUGUCAACAUCGCCUCCAAGAUGGAGUCAACAGGAUUGCCGUUCAAAAUCCACAUCACGGCCUCGACCAAGGAAGCCCUGGACAAGGUGGGAGGAUUCAUCAUGAAGCUGAGAGGAGAGAUGGAGAUCAAGAUGAGCCAGAGAGUAUCACCGCAGGGUAAGGGUUCCAUGGAGACCUAUUGGCUCAUCGGCAAGCAUGGGAAGUUACCUGAACGUCGGGUGGAGUCCGAUAAAGAGGAGGAAAUCGAUGUCAUGGCUGAGAAUCCCCACACAGACGCUCGACGAAAGCAGAGAAAGGCGCAGAAGAAGAAAGAGAGGGAGAACAAGGAGAAGUCAACACUACGCAGAGCCAUUGACUCGGUGAAGGAGCACCUACCCAACCAUGAAUAAGCUAAUGAUUAUAUGGUCAUUACACGUUUGGAUGUUCAGUAGGAGCUCAGGUGGAGAGCCGAGACGAGGGAGGGUGAGUCACAGAAAACGUAAAAUGGAAGACGAGCGACCAGUGAAAUUCUGAAACAAGACAACAUUUCCUCGAUUCAGAGUCAGCCAUAGAAGCAAAAAUUGAGGAAAACAGUGAAGUAGAGUACACGGCAGGGUAAAGAUUUGGUAGAGACCAACCACGGAAAUUGUUAACAAAAAUAAGUUUUUCUAGUGUUUUUCAUUGCGUUUCAUACGAAUCUGACUUGUCGGAAAUGAGUUGUUAUAGAGAUACCCCCCCCCCCCACUACUGACAAUUUUGAUUGCACAAAGUGUGCAGGAAUUUGAAGUAGAGGGAAAUUGUGGGAUAAAAAUACUAAAAAACUGACCAAACCAAGCGCAAUGAAAUCUGACCUAAACUAGCCUUACCCAACUUAAACCCUAACUUUACCUAACCCAACCUUACUUUAAUUAUCAGAUGGAGUAAGGUAAAGUGAUGUCACCUGCAGAAGGAACUGGUGUAGUAUGGUGCUGUGAUCCUUGUGAUUAGCUUGAAACAUGUACCAAGCGAAAUAUUGUUGGUAACGUUGUGCUUUGUUUCCAGCACGAAGCACCCAACUUUUGAUAUCCUUCCACAGGUGUUCUAUAUUUUACGUAUGGUUAUGGUUUACAGCUCGGUGGAUGUAACUAGUUACACCAAAGGGUACUGUAAGCCCUCCAAAAGCCAGAAUGAAUAACACUACCCGCUUUUACAAAACACUGAAUUAGCAGUAUGAGAGUAUCGGCACUGUAGUCCUGGACUGGUAUGAUGAAUUUACUUUUGGAUUUUCUAAACUUACUUUCGUCUGCUUCCGCAACAACACCAGCACCCCCUGGGUUCCUGGUUAUCCAACUGAAGUUCACACAUCCCAGAACAAUUCUUCUGCUGCAUAGCGCUGAGUAAAGUGUUUUCUGGUGAAUGUAUUACAAAAAAGCAAGUUUUUCCACACUGACCUGUGUAAUUUGUCCAACCAAGUGCCUUUAAACACAGAAAGUGUAAAGACACAAUGAGGAGACCUCUUUGUCUUGGGGAUUUUCUGUCUUUUAGUGUAAACCCAGCGUGCCUAUCUUCACAAUAGUGACAGUCUGAACCACACUUAGGACACUUUACAGAAGAUAGAAAAACACUGAGCCUUGAAAGGUCAACAGCAGAGGCUUCACUUUCAAACACACAUUGAAUGGUACGUGAGUCUGCCAAUGAGCAGCCUUCGCACAAAGCUGCCAUUUUGUAAGUUGUCACUACACAAUUUAAAUUCCAAAGUUAGGGCAUAUACAAGAGUGUUACGUGACAUCGAGACUUCCGCCGAUUAAGAAGCAAACAAUGUAUCCCCGCGAACAUGCACUUUCUUAAGUGAAAUCGAUAAGUCAAAUUAAUUCGAAAACUAUAAAUUUGCGACGAAAAUGCUACAGAGUGAAGCAUUUAUAUUGUUUUUAGUUUUUGUGUAACUCCCGAUAUGAAAAUGAAUAUAGAGUUUCGCGGUUGGUCUCAACCGAAUCUUAACCUACGGCAGCUUUAAUUUGUCAUCUUGGCGGUGACGAGCAAGAGCUAUACUGGAUAAGAUGUCAGUAACUUGCCCAGUACUUACUGUGAAAAUUACAGGGCAGAUCAUAGUGGUGCAGACCCUUCUAUUGACCUCACGUUCCCAGUGUGAACUUGAUGUUAUGUCCUAUACACUACAACAUCCUCUAAGAUUAUUAGUUACAAAAAACUAUGUUCUUCUCAAAAAGAGAUUUUAAUUAAAUAGAAUUACUGUACUGAAAUUCAUAAUGCAACUCCUGCAAAUAGUUGUUCUUUCCUGUAUGCUUAAGAUAAGUCUUUUCUCUAAGACAAGCCAAAAAAAUUUUAUGAUUCAUAUAUUUAGCUGUUAGAAGAAACUGCUGGAGUACCAAUGGAACUAGCAGCUGGGGCACCCGUAGCUGUACAUAGAGUAACUUGUAAAUGUUUAGCCCAAGUUUAAGAUCAGACUGUAGUUCCAGCUCAUUCCAUAUAGCGAGUAGUUGAAUCCACUAGAAUUUCGACUUCCAUCUAAUUCUUUGCAUAAAUGAACAAGUAAUGAAUUGUCUAAUGUGUAAGACUUAUGUAGUUUUGUAUAAUCAUAAGUACGUAGGUAUUCUAUAUAUAUAUAAUUACAAGUGUAGUGAUGUAGAGGCGGUGUUGUAAAUUUGGACUAUUACCAGAGUGUGCGUAGCUAAAACAACUCUCCCGGUACUAAAGCGGUGAGUGACUCGCGAUAAUUGUUGCUCGCCUCUUUUCACAGUCAGUCUCACUCGAUUCAAACCUCAAUAUAAAACUAACCCUAACCAAC
Messenger RNA from Homarus americanus (American lobster), 4698 nucleotides. RefSeq lists its product as uncharacterized. The transcript is spliced from 14 exons. Gene Ontology annotation, biological process: cGMP biosynthetic process; receptor guanylyl cyclase signaling pathway; intracellular signal transduction. Gene Ontology annotation, molecular function: peptide receptor activity; guanylate cyclase activity. Lineage: Eukaryota; Metazoa; Arthropoda; Malacostraca; Decapoda; Nephropidae. The coding region runs from base 221 to 2326 and encodes 701 amino acids. The record is from RefSeq and is a predicted model, not a curated record.